AUGGCCUCGUCACGACGCCCUUCGGCGUCGCCCACGUCUGGAUCCUUUGCCGAACCAUCCGAGAUGGACAAGUACCGUCUCGUCAGCAACAUUGGUAAAGGGAGCUUUGGCGUCAUCUCCAAGAUCCAGCGCAUUGAAGAUGGCAAGGAAUUCGCCCUAAAGGAGCUCGACUACGGCAAGAUGAACGAAAGGGACCGCAAGCAGAUAAUGGCCGAGGUAGCCAUCCUCGAGUCGCUCAAGCACCGCAACAUUGUGCAGCUCGUACAGAAGAUCCGCGACGCGAAGAACGAGCGCAUCUACAUCGUCAUGGAGUACUGCACGUCUGGCGACCUCGGCUCGCUCAUCCGCAAGGCGCAGCGCAGCACUGCGCCGCUGCACGAGGAUCGCAUCUGGAACAUCUUUUUGCAGAUUACUCUCGCCCUCCACCACUGUCAUUGGCCCGAGCAGCGCAGGGCAGCCGUGCGUCCGAGCGGCGACGCGGGUCGCACACAGGUGCUCCACCGUGACCUGAAGCCUGAGAAUGUGUUCCUCUCUGGCGACUUUGUUAAGCUCGGCGACUUUGGUCUGAGCAAAGACAUGGCCGGUCACACCUUCACGCAGACCUACGUCGGCACGCCGCUGUACAUGCCCCCCGAGAUCCUCGCCGAGAACCGGUACGACACCAAGUCGGACAUCUGGUCCCUCGGCUGCCUCGUGUACGAAAUGUGUGCCUUGCACUCGCCGUUUCACACGGCCCGCACCCAGGAGGAAUUGAUAAGCAUGGUCAAGUCGGGCAAGAUGCCGCCAUUGCCGAGCAAUAUCUCGCCCGCGCUCAAGCUUGUCAUCAAGGCCAUGCUUAACCUCAAUCCUAUUCGUCGGCCGUCGACGCGGGACUUGCUGGAGAUGGAGGAGAUGAAGCUCCAUCGCAAGCUGUUUACUGUGCAGAACCAAACCUCUGUCCUGACCGCGCGCAAACAGGAGCUAGAGCAGUGGGAGGCGACGGCCAAGAGACGCGAGGAGCGCUUCAAGCAGAAAGUCGCCGAGAUGGAGGCGCGUGAGGCCGCACUCGUCGAACGAGAGCAGGCACUUAACCAGCGCGAGGCCGAGUUCAACAUGCACUGGCAGCAGCUCGAGCAGAGAGAAGAGAUCCUGCGGGAGAACCGAAGACGCUUAACCGUCUCCCACGAGUCACUGCAGGCCCAGUGGGCUGCCCUUCGGGAAGAACGCCCUGUCGUGCCCACCACGACAUCCAUAUCUGAGGAGGAGUCGGACGAAACGGACUUUGGCCCCGUGCUGCCGCAGCGGGCAUCAUUGGAAGAGCCCAAGUCGAUGCCCAUCUCGUCCAUCACUGCGCGACACGCAGCGUACCACGACACGCCGAGCAAGAUACCAGGAGCUGUGGCGUACAACAGCCCCGUGCCGCUCGACUCGAAGAUCGCGUCCAAGAUCUCGCGGUUAAACGGGCGGCGUGCGAGCGGCGGCUCGUCCCUCCCCCGCCUGGCCUCCAAGUCGCUCACGAACCUCGCCGCACGCUCUCGCGCCGACGAAGAACUCUCCACACCCACCAAGAACGUCUAUCGCCACCUCACGGGCCGGACGUCGAUAGGCUCGCCGGGCGAAUUAGAUCGCGUCUUCAUCGACGACAUAACCAUGCACACAGCCACAUCCUUUGGCUCGCCCGCCAACAUGAGUCCGUACAUCACGCGCGCCCGCAGCGACGACGAGGUGGACGGCCCACCCACCCUCAUCCCCCAGCCCAACUACGUGUACCGCCCCGACUCCACGCCAGCCAAGUGGGACCCUGAGGCGCUCGACGCCCCCUCGCCCUUCUUACGUCGCACAACCUCCGCGGCGCCACUCGCGCAGCCAAACUUCACCGCCUCGGCGGUAAGCUCGCGUCCCAGCGCUCAACCCCGCGAGGCCCGCCCCCCAUUAUCGGCGAUACAGCCACAGGUAGCCCCGUCCGCCGCCGCCCCACGCAAGCUCCCCCGAUCCCGAUCAGGCACAUUGAGCCUGCACCACGCCGCAGUUGUGCGUAAUGCAGCCCGUACUGAGGGGCUAAUCGCCGCGCCGGUACGAAGGGUGGCGGGUCGUGAUCCCGCGAGGUGCUAG
Messenger RNA from Cutaneotrichosporon cavernicola, 2091 nucleotides. RefSeq lists its product as uncharacterized. Gene Ontology annotation, molecular function: ATP binding; protein serine/threonine kinase activity. Gene Ontology annotation, biological process: chromosome segregation; protein phosphorylation. Bases 1 to 2091 code for a protein of 696 amino acids. The record is from RefSeq and is a predicted model, not a curated record. Gene Ontology annotation, cellular component: mitotic spindle pole body; nucleus; cytoplasm. Lineage: Eukaryota; Fungi; Basidiomycota; Tremellomycetes; Trichosporonales; Trichosporonaceae. The transcript is spliced from 6 exons.